Molecule: messenger RNA, 940 nt
Organism: Priapulus caudatus
Lineage: Eukaryota; Metazoa; Priapulida; Priapulimorpha; Priapulimorphida; Priapulidae
Product: cell division cycle-associated protein 7-like
Exons: 7
Coding region: 116-940 (274 amino acids)
Biological process (GO): regulation of DNA-templated transcription
Cellular component (GO): nucleus
Source: RefSeq, a predicted model, not a curated record
UAUUACUCCGUGAGUCCGUGUUGAAAGGUUAGCGUCCGAAGCGGGGUUUUCGUGUUGCUGAGUAUUGCCACGAAUUUGUUGGGAAUUGUGAGUUACUGUGUGCAUAACAAUCAACAUGCUGCCAAAUAUGUUGCCGGAAAAGUGCGAAUACGAGGAAUUGAGACGGAAAAAUAUAGCAGAGAGGAAAGAGAUGUUGACCUCUAUUGUUUCUGAAAUUAAGGAAGUGCACAAGGAUGUUAUAGCAAAUGCAGUUGUUAAGACGCAGCAAGCGAAGAGGAGGCGGGUGCAGACUAGGGUGCGGAUCCCGCGUGAGUACAUGCCGUACAGAACGCGCGGGCAGACUAAGAAAGACAACAUCACGCCCGAGAUGGAGUGCUCGCAGGUUCUCAAGAUACGCUUCCCGUUCAAACACCGAUCGUUCACCGAGAUCCUGGAAGAAGAGGAGCAGCAUUAUUACAGCGAACGCUGGGAGGAGGAGGAGGAGGACGAGGAGGAGGAUGAGGAGGAGGUGAAGAGGAAGCCGAGGAGGGCGACGGGAGGAGGUCGGGCGGCGGGGGAGAGGGUCAUCGUGCCGGUGGAGGAGAUAACGAGCGAGGAUCUGAAGCUGGUGUCGGAUCACGUUAGCGAGAAGACCUACGAUGCGAUCAAUGGAACCACCUGCCACCAGUGCCGGCAGAAAACGCGCGAUGUGAAGACCAUCUGCCGGGGGCCUGACUGCUCAGGGGUUAGGGGCCAGUUUUGUGGCCCGUGUCUCAGGAAUAGGUACGGUGAGGACGCACGGCAGGUGCUCAUGGACCCUGAGUGGCUGUGCCCCGUGUGCCGCGACAUUUGCAACUGUAGCAUCUGCCGCCGCCGCUCCGGCCGCACGUGCACGGGCCAGCUGUACACGUUCGUGCGCGAGAACGGGUACGAGGACGUCCACACCUACCUGAAGAGGUGA